CCAUCAUCACUCUCUGACUCCCUCCUACCAAAUUCUCAUGUGUGAGCUGCUGAGCUAACAACAGCACACAGUCACUGAUCACCAUCCCUUCAAAGGUCAAUUCCGCCAAUUCAUUGUCCCCACUUUCCGUGCCCCUUCACACGCAUUUCUACGCAGCCCUCCACAUUCUCUUACCCCUUCUGCCCACCUUUCUCUGAUUGGCCAAUAAUCGAUAAAUUGAUAACAAUAGUGAUGGAGAUUUGCUCCAGCAGCGUUUAUUAAUACAUACUUUUGUCGCGCUAUCCUUCUCGUCACUCUCUUUCUCUCAUUUCCAAUUUUCUCUGAUUCUCUCUCACUUAUCUGUUCGUACUUAAUUUUUGCUCGAUUUAUUUGCUCGCCGGCGGAUCGUGAUUCUGACUGAUCGGAGUAAAAGAUAUUGAGCUAAGAUGUCUACGUUCACGCCCAAGAACAUCCUCAUUACCGGUGCAGCUGGAUUCAUAGCUUCCCAUGUUGCAAACAGGCUUAUUAGAAACUACCCUGAGUACAAGAUUGUCGUGCUAGACAAACUUGAUUACUGUUCCAACCUCAAAAACCUCCUUCCUUCAAAAUCAUCUCCCAACUUCAAGUUCGUCAAGGGAGACAUAGACAGCGCUGACCUCGUCAACUACCUUCUAAUCACUGAGAACAUUGAUACUAUCAUGCACUUUGCAGCCCAGACCCAUGUCGACAACUCAUUUGGAAACAGUUUUGAAUUCACCAAGAACAACAUUUAUGGCACCCAUGUUCUCUUGGAGGCCUGCAAAGUUACCGGCCAGAUUAGAAGGUUCAUACACGUCAGCACUGACGAGGUUUAUGGAGAAACUGACGAGGAUGCUGUUGUGGGGAAUCACGAGGCCUCUCAGUUACUGCCCACAAACCCUUACUCUGCCACGAAAGCAGGGGCCGAAAUGCUUGUCAUGGCUUAUGGUAGAUCAUAUGGGUUGCCUGUGAUUACCACCAGAGGGAACAAUGUUUAUGGCCCUAAUCAAUUUCCGGAGAAGUUAAUUCCGAAAUUCAUUCUUUUGGCAAUGAGGGGAAAAACUCUUCCAAUUCAUGGAGACGGCUCGAAUGUGAGGAGUUACCUCUACUGUGAGGAUGUUGCCGAGGCUUUCGAAGUCAUCCUUCACAAGGGAGAAGUUGGUCAUGUUUACAACAUUGGGACUAAAAAGGAAAGGAGAGUCAUCGAUGUAGCCAAAGACAUAUGCAAGCUGUUUAACAUGGACCCCGACAAGAGCAUCCAGUUUGUGGAGAACAGGCCGUUUAACGAUCAGAGGUACUUCCUUGACGACCAAAAGCUCCAUAAUUUGGGCUGGUCUGAGAGGACUGUAUGGGAAGAAGGUUUAAAAAAGACCAUCGAGUGGUACACGAGCAAUCCUGAUUGGUGGGGAGAUGUCUCUGGUGCAUUGCUCCCUCAUCCUAGGAUGCUCAUGAUGCCUGGUGGACUUGAGAGAAAUUUUGACGGGGCCGAAAAGUAUGAAUCUGGUAAAUCCGAGUUUGAUGGGAAAUCAAACCAGCCCGCCAAAAACACUCCAUCACAAGAAAAACCAGGCUUGAAGUUUUUGAUCUAUGGUAAGACUGGGUGGAUUGGUGGUUUGCUUGGAAAGUUGUGUGAGAAACAGGGGAUUGCUUACGAAUACGGAAAGGGGCGUCUCGAGAAUCGCUCUCAGCUCGUGGCCGAUAUUCUUUCUGUUAAGCCGACGCAUGUGUUUAAUGCGGCUGGUGUAACUGGUAGACCCAAUGUCGACUGGUGCGAAUCUCACAAGACUGAAACAAUUCGUGCGAAUGUGGCGGGUACACUGACCUUGGCUGACGUGUGCCGGGAAAAUGGUCUCCUCGUGAUGAAUUUUGCCACCGGUUGCAUAUUUGAGUAUGAUGCAGCACAUCCUGAAGGUUCUGGCAUUGGAUUUAAGGAGGAGGACAAACCCAAUUUUACUGGCUCUUUCUAUUCCAAGACCAAGGCCAUGGUUGAGGAGCUAUUGAGAGAAUAUGACAACGUUUGCACUCUCAGAGUUCGUAUGCCGAUAUCCUCAGACCUGAAUAACCCACGCAAUUUCAUUACCAAAAUUUCAAGGUACAGCAAGGUGGUCAAUAUCCCCAACAGCAUGACAAUCUUGGACGAGCUCCUUCCAAUUUCGAUUGAGAUGGCCAAACGCAACCUUAGUGGCAUAUGGAACUUCACGAACCCUGGUGUUGUCAGCCACAAUGAGAUUCUUGAGAUGUACAAGAAAUAUAUCGAGCCAGAUUUCAAAUGGACCAAUUUCACUCUUGAAGAGCAGGCCAAGGUCAUAGUUGCCCCGAGGAGCAAUAACGAGAUGGAUGCCUCUAAGUUGAAGAAAGAGUUUCCCGAGUUACUACCGAUCAAGGAAUCUUUGAUCAAGUAUGUUAGCUUUUACUGCACUCAGCUUCAGCUUGCACUUUCAUUUCUUUCUCUGUUUUCUUCACUCUCUGCUUUAGGAAUUGCUACAUUGGGCGCAGACAUGUCCAUGUACUAUCGAAUGAAAUUACGUGUUAGUUUUUCAGGAUCUUGUCCUGUAAAAGAACCUCUGUUAGUUAUUUUCAGUAUUGUGUCCUGUAAUAGGAAAUGGUACCAUAUGGAUGAUUUGGUUGUGAUACUUCGAGUGCAUACGCAUUCUCAAUGUGCUGAAAAGUCCACCCCUCAAAAAAUGAUGUCAAAUAAGAGAUGGAAAUGGGUUUGGAGAAGGAAGUUAGGCAGAAACAAGAACAAGAAUGACUUCUGCCAGAAACCAUCAGUCUUUAAUGGAUUGUCCCAUAAUGUCACUGGGCACUAA
This is a messenger RNA of Striga asiatica, 2807 nucleotides long. NCBI's taxonomy places the organism in Eukaryota, Viridiplantae, Streptophyta, Magnoliopsida, Lamiales, Orobanchaceae. The record is from the annotation of a GenBank genome assembly.